Molecule: messenger RNA, 16059 nt
Organism: Xyrichtys novacula (pearly razorfish)
Lineage: Eukaryota; Metazoa; Chordata; Actinopteri; Labriformes; Labridae
Source: the annotation of a GenBank genome assembly
CUUGUGGUAAAGUAGUGCAAUAGCAUGUGAAUUUUACUCCUGGUAAUGAAACAUGUUCAAAUUGAAAUGCAAAUUACAAUGCAGUUAUAUCUGUUUCACUCAGCUAUUAUAUAUAUAAGGCAGUAAGAAAGUGUAAGUUUUGAGUAGAAACCCCUAAAAACUACAGUCCUGCAGCAUUUAUGUUCAUUUCUGUGUUCCAGUUCUGACAUAUGCAACAGGAACUUCAACCAAAGAAGGAACUGACUAAUGCCUGGAAUAAGCAAGUAGGCCCAGACAGGGCGUAUGUUUUAUUUUUCGGGUUUUUUAAUGCAAGCCUCGCAUGUGUACUAACUACUAAAUCACUUAUUUGGAGCAGAAAAGAAAACCACAUUCAGUCUGCUGAUAUCCCUGGGGUGUUAAGGUCCAUGGAGAUUCGAGGGAAAAUACGACCACUGUGGGCAAAGUGGGUUAUUUUCACUCCAGUUCCACUGAGUGAAGGGUUGUAUUUAUGUGCUCUCCCGUUUAAGGCAUUAGCUGUAUUCACUUUGUUGAAUGGGACUGAUGCUCCCAAACUUUUGCCACCCUGCGGGGAGGGAGGUGAACUGCAGCGGCGGCUCAAAGCCCGGAUGGAGCAGCCAUUGGGGAAGUGUACAGGGCUUUAACGUAACUGAGGAGGUCUCUCUCUCUUUCCCUCUCUCUCUCUCUGGAAUAAUUAAGACAAAGUGAGAGGCGAUCAAGGAUAGAAAUACCAAGAUACGAAAGCUCUACCUGGUGACACAUUACGUUAACUUGAAAAGCUCUACCGGGACUUGACUCGUUUCGGGCCCUGUAACCGAGGCGACAGACUUGAAGUGUGGAAGUUGGGAGACGUGCACACAGCGGAAAAUAGACAGCUGAGCCUGCGCUGCUACAACUACUAGCCACACACGCUAACUGAAACUGAGCUGUGAACUUGCUUUUUUCCAAAUCACGGGGCUCGAAAUCCAGUCACAAGCCCGGGCUCUGUGAGAAUCCAGGGACUUACUUAAUGAAUUAUGUCUGCCACAAGCAUUGACCCUCAGGUAGGAAGGCCGGUGUACCUCUCCUGUAGAGAGCUUGCAAGCUAGCUACCUGCUAAUGUUAACGAUAUUCUGGGCUAUGGCUAUUCCUCGGAAGUGCUAACUAGCCACAAAUGUUGGCCGGUGCAUGUAGCUAUGGCUAGUAAGUUAGCUACGUUCCGUCUAUGAUGUACAUUUUGGGAAUGAUGGCAUCUAUAUUGUAAUAUUUAGACUGUUGUCAGACUUCUCUUUAUCUGAAACCUGGUGUUUUUGCCAGAAGAGAAAAUCUUCACCUAUGGUUGAGUACGUGAAACCUAAAGCUAACGUAAAAAUGUAUACUGAGAUAAAAGCGACAGUAAGUCAUUCAUGAAAGCCUAACUUUUCACUCUAGGUGUCUAAACAUUUUACUUAAGUCUAACCUGACCGAAAUAUAUGUAGACUUUUACCACAAACUAAGUUGAAGCUUCAACAACGCCAUUGGCGUGUAUUAAAAAGCCAUUUUAAGAAAGCUACGUUAGCUAGCCAAGUUGUGCAUUAAUUAUCGUAAACUGGCUAAUUAGGGAUCUUGCUGUUGUGAAUCAUUAUGAGCAAAGCCAAAUAGAGGGCCAUGGAUUUAAACGAGGGACCAGAAUUUCCAGCUUUCACUGUAUGUUGAGGUUAGAUAAGUGUUAUCCAUUGCCUGUAUUCAGGAAGUAGUCUGUUGUGUUAGCGUCUGAGCCCAUACACUGAUAACUUCAGAGGCUUUUCUCAGCCCGAUCUGAAAUGUGUGCAAAAUCAAAUGAACUGAAAUUAACCAUAUAGUCUUUUUCUCUGCUUUUUUUCCUUUUUCAUGACCAACAACGGACGCAGAGAUCAAAGGGACAGGCAUCUAAAGGUGAGUUGAAGCUCCAAUCAAGACUGCAUUUUAUAAAAUACAGUGUUGAAAUAUCUUCACAUUUUGUGGCCCAAUUUUACACCAGCUGAGUGUGAUGGCAUCAAAUGUGUAAGCCUUUCAUAGUUAUAAUACAUCUAACAAUUACAUAUAGUGCACAAAAUCAAUGCAGUGAGAUUAAAAAGAUAUUGUUAAAAUUCCUCGGCUCACAAGUUAAAUUUCCCUAAAAUAACUACAUGUAGAUCAGAGAGAAUUAGCUUUUACUUAAAAGAAUAUUCCACUUUAUGUCAUGGUAAUGCUGUCAAGAGAUUUGUGUACCAGGUGCUCUCUACCUCUUCAGUCCUGGGCCCCUAAAAUUACAGCCACAGGGACUUGUGUCCUCCCACACUGUCCCUCUGGUUGGAUAAAUUUUGCUCACUGCAAGUCAAGUAGAAAACUGAUAACACAUUUUUGUAUCAGCAUGGUUUUAUUCAAAAACGCACACGAAAAUGUACAAGAAAAGCUGUUAUUUUGAAAAAAAUGUAUAUAUACUCUAUAUUUGAAAGGGAACCUAUUGCACCUAAAUGAUUUAAAGAUGCUCAUGAUGGUGAAGUUUUCCUUUAAAAACUUAUGUUCCAGUUCUGUCUCAGAAUAUGGAUGAGUGCAGGUUUUGUGUAAAACCUCAUCCAGUAAUGACAUCCACCUUUUUUUCCCUGAAGUGAGUCAAAGUGGUCUGUGAACUGAGGGAGAGGAUUCCUCCUGAUCAUAGGGUGGCAAAGAGGUUUCCCAUUGGAUUAAAUUAAAACAGGCAGAAUCUUAUAGGCCUGUUCUUGCCCAAAAAUUAUGACUGAAAAUGCAGAAAUUUCCAUCUUGCAUCAAUGCAAGAGGUACAUGUAGAACUAAUAAGAGUAUACAUUGCAUUUUUAAGUGUGUUCAGGGUCCAAACAGGUAGAAACACAGGUACAGGCAGAACUGUGCUGCAGUCAUCUAUUAUCCAUUUCCCGCAAAUGUAGUGCUUGCAUCUGUCGCGUUAAGACCUUGCAAUUGCUUUUUUUAUGACAUUCAAGUCAUCUUUGAUUUUCUACAGUUACUGGAAGAGGCAAAGUGACGCUCAGGACUUGACUCACUUUAACCUACAGGCCUGACUGGCUGCAGGCCAAAGGCUGAUUCACUUCUAGGACAGACAGGAGCUCUAAUUUUACGUGUAAUCGUGUCUUUGAUUAAUUAAAACCUUAGUAGGGCACCGGUAUAACGGAAAAACAAAAAAGAAAGCACAUCGUGUAUGGACAGGUGGCUAAUGGGGCUAGUAUAUCUGAUCAGAAAUAUCUCCUCAUCUGUUGUGUGCUGUGUUGGAGCAGACUGAAUAAAAUGUGCAUUUCAUUUUAACCUACUUUAGACCAUUUCAAAUACAGCACAUCUUGUAAGCCUCAACAACUCAAACUGAAUAUGCAUAAAUAAUCCAUACAUGCUUAUGUAAGUGUAAAAUAAUGUUGUUUUUUUCUUUACAGUGCAAAAUGGUUCUCUACAUCAGAAGGAGACUGUCCAUGACAAUGACUUUGAGCCAUACCUCACUGGUCAAUCAACUCAGGUAAGGCUGCAUGCCUGUAUCUGAAUUUUUAUUCUAAUAUUAUCAAUAAAACAUGUUAAUUAAGUGCAAACUAGACCUCAUGUUUUAAGUCUGUCUUUGUUUUUUUAGGAAAGUGCAUUUUGUGACAAUGGGUGGGCUUACAGUUUAAUAAUGCAACAGAAUAUAAAGAGACUCAUGUGCACCACGGCUUAGCAUGUAAAGAACAGAAAAUGUUCAAUAGAAUUAAAGAUUGAGCGUUUCUUCUCAUCAUUGUGUCACUAUAAAUUCUGAAAUAAUAAUAAUGUUGAAUCAUCAUGUCUAACUCCAAAAUUAAUUCAAAGUUUUUUAUAUAAAGAAACAGCUUCUAUGUAUGUCUAUGUCAUUUUCUAAUAUUGUUGCUCUGCUGACAUUCACUCACCCAGAACAACAGCUACCAGUCCAUCACCGACCCCUACCUGUCCAGCUACUACGCCCCUUCCAUUGGCUUUCCGUAUCCCCUUAGUGAGGCUCCCUGGUCCACAGGUGGGGAUCCCCCUAUUCCAUACUUGACCCCCUACGGACCCUUGAGUAAUGGAGAUCAUCACUUUAUGCCAGACACAGUGUUUGGUCAACCAGGUGGCUUGGGAAGCAGCAUCUAUCCCCAUAGGUUUAACUUUUUCCCUGAAAACCCUCCCUUCUCUGCUUGGGGCACAAGUGGCUCCCAGGGCCAGCAGACUCAGAGUUCAGCCUAUGGAGGCAGCUACAGCUACCCUCCCAGCUCCCUUGGGGGCACCCUGGUGCCUGAUGGUCAGACGGGCUUUCACAGUGACACCCUCAAUAAAGCCCCGGGCAUGAACAGCCUGGAGCAGGGUAUGGUUGGCUUGAAGAUCGGAGGGGAUGUCACUGGCCAGGGGUCGGGAGUCAAGGCUGUGGGGUCUGUUAUCGGUGGACCUGCUGUGGCACCCACAGGGAAUGGCGCCACACCUAUAGGAAUGCCUCCACCCAAACCCACCUCCUGGGCUGCUAUUGCCAGUAAGCCCGCCAAGCCACAACAAUUGAAAGCGAAGGUGAAACCAGGAAUGCCCAAUCCAGGAGGAGCACUUCCCCCUCCGCCUAUCAAACACAACAUGAACAUUGGGACCUGGGACAAGGGCCCGGUGACUAAAAUAGCCACAGCUCCACUGCAGCAGCAGCCUCUCGGCCUGCCUCAUGGAUUGCCACCUCAACCCCCCAUGCAGCAAGGACCCAUGCAACCUCCCCCUCCCCAGUCUUUGGUGCAGCCUCAGAUGCAGCCUAUGGCCUUACAGCCCCAACCCCCCCAUCACCAGCACCAUCAGCCACCACCUCAAGCCUACCAGAACCAAACCCAGCCCCCUCAACCCCAGACCCGCUGGAUUGCCCCCCGCAACCGUAACCAAGGCUAUGGUCAGGGUGGCCCUGGCCAAGAUGGUAGUGGUAUGCUAGGUAUGGUUGGUGGUGGGAACAGUGGCCCCCAAACUUCUGCCAACCAGGGACCUGGUGUAGAGUCCCACCCAGUGCUGGACAAGCUGCGUGCCUCCCAUAGCUACAACCCUAAGGACUUUGAGUGGAAUUUGAAGAACGGACGUGUUUUCAUCAUAAAGAGCUACUCUGAGGACGAUAUCCACCGCUCCAUCAAGUACUCCAUCUGGUGCAGCACAGAGCAUGGCAACAAGCGGCUGGACUCAGCCUUCCGGGCCAUGAACGGUAAGGGCCCUGUGUACCUGCUGUUCAGCGUCAAUGGCAGCGGUCAUUUCUGCGGCGUGGCAGAGAUGCGUUCGCCAGUGGACUAUGGUACCAGUGCGGGUGUUUGGGCACAGGACAAGUGGAAAGGCAAGUUUGAUGUGGACUGGUUGUUUGUUAAGGAUGUGCCUAAUAGCCAACUACGCCACAUCCGCUUGGAAAACAACGACAACAAACCAGUGACCAACUCCCGGGACACCCAGGAGGUUCCUUUGGAGAAGGCCAAGCAGGUGCUCAAGAUCAUCGCCACCUACAAACACACCACCUCCAUCUUUGAUGACUUCUCCCAUUAUGAGAAGAGGCAGGAAGAAGAGGAGGAGGUGCGAAAGGUGGGCUUGGUCGAACUUGAGUUCAGCACCUUUUGAAUGAAUAUCUAUAUUGUCUUAUGGUUCUAGAUGCUUCCUCCUCAGAGUCUAAUCCUUGUUUUUUCGUCUGUUUCCUCAUAUUUGCUCUUCCCGACAGACCUUUGAACCUCCUCAGAUACAGAACCGCUCUCGAUUGGAUCAGGUAAAAAAUAAACACUAUAUUCUUUGUGUCCGCUGUCCCAUGAGUAUUGCAGGGUUUCUUUCUGACAGCUGUUAAUGAUUACUCUUGAUUGUGUUGUUCAUACAGUGGAGCUGAAUUUUUAGAUAACCCAGUAUUUGAUCACUGCUUUAAAUAGAUCAGUGCAGAUCUCUGUUCAUGAAAAUGUUCUGCAGUUCUUGUAAGACUUGUAUAUUGAAUGCAACUUUUUCUCCUUUUUCUCUCUUAAACAGGAGCGCCAAAACAGGAAUAAACAAUAGAAGACAUUUAUCCUUGGCUUGAUCAACAGUUACACUAGGACUUUUGAUUUAAAAGACAGAAGAAUAUGAAAAUGCAACCAAGCCCUUCAUUUUUUUCUAUUUAAUCCUGGUGAAUCUCUGCCAUUGUCGAGACUUGUGCUUUUUAUGCCCCAUGUACCACCCACUUCUUGUGCAGGGAUAACAAGCUGAUUUCAUGUAUUACCUAGAUGCCACCACACUCUUUAGUUCGGGGUCUUUUUUUUUUUUUUUUUUUUCUUUUUUAGAUAAUCUUCUUCCCGUUCCAUCUUGUACACUUCUCUCACAAGACUAGUUUCCUCUCUCCUGCCCCCCCUGCCCCCCACCUAUUUACAAUCGAAUCAGGGUUUGACUGCACCAUGGAGAAAAAAUCUGCCACUUUAUAUUUCAGUACAAUCAGGAACAGAUGUGUUCUGCCCCUGUUUGUCCAUUUGGGGGCAACAUUGCCAUGCUUCAGAGGUUUAACUGUGCCAACAGGGUUGGAGGAUCCCAAAGGCAAUGUCGGACUUGGAGCUGUGCGAUAAUAAAACUUCACUGGUUUAUCUAUUUUUCAUUCAGAUCGACAAAAUCUCUAUUUUUUGGCUUACUACUGACAAUUUUCAUUUCAGAAACCUGUUUUCUGGAGCCUUAAUGUUUUUUUUUUCUUUUUUCUAAUUAUUGGUGACUCAAAAGAACUGCUCAAACAGUGACACUGCUGGAGAAAUCAGGGAUAGUGUGAAGUCACACGGGACUCGAGACAUUUCUGAGGAGGAAAUGCAAAGGCCUCUGGGAAAGAAAUAACGGAUGUGUCCUCCACAGCCAGAACUCUCACCAUUAUAAGUCAAAAAUUGUACUAUUGACAUCCUUCACACCCCUCUGCUUUGCUUUCUUUUGAUGUCUGUCUUGAAGGGGUCUUUUGUAUGUUUCAUCAGGAGAUUCUGCUUGUGUAUGCAACCCAGUCUGAGAGAAUUGUCGCAUCCAAACAUUUUAAAAUUGUUUUAUAAUCAAAAUAUGUAAUGAUGUAACUACUACAUUGAAUGAAUCGUUGCUUUUGCUUUUUCGCUCCACAGAAAAGGGGGGAGGCUUCACGUUUCUGUCCAUUCACCAUCAUCCUGUCUUAAUCCUCUUGUUUCUUGUUUUCCUUAAAUUUGGUUUUGCUAAGUCUUGUCAUGUUGGUCGUAAUGCUAAGCUUUAACGUAGGAGCCUAUAUAUUCAUGGAGAAAGCCUAAAAAUGUAUAACCUAAAAAUUAAUGUAACUGAUUUACUAUCGAGUAAGAAAAAAGCUAAGAAUGAAAUGUGGUUUCUGUGUGUUUUUUGGUUGUUGUUGCAAACAUAGUUUGAUCUAGACUGAAACAUUGGUUACGAUUCAGUGAAGUACCUUCAGGUAUGUGAACGACUAAAAAGCUUGGGUAUUAAAAACAGUCACUCGCAGAUGUGUGUGGCCGUGCGUGACAGGAUACAGUAUAGAGAGUCUGCUGGGAGUGUUAACUCUGUUAUCCAGCUUGUCUUCAAAGCCAGAAUGCAGGUGUUUUUGUUCCUGAGCGUGUUCAGAGAAGUAGGUCUUCUCCGUCUGAUUAGAAAACUGUUCAAGUAUUUUGUGAAGUGUGAGGUAACCAUGAUGUCGAGAAUGGCUAUAAAGCUGCAAACGGACGUGGCUGUCUAUGUAAAGCAGUGGAUUCUUUUCGGCGUUUUUGUGUAUCUAUGUAACCAUUACGUUCCCGAAUAUUUAGACCCCCCGACUCACGAUUUUUGUGACAGUUUCUGAAGGCUGAAUAUAAUGUGGCCUGAGCUUUUUUUUUCUUCAAGCUGUUUUCAGAUCAUGUUCGUAUGUUUGUCAUGAUUUGAUUUUGUCUGAACUUUACUCUGCUGAGAUGGCAGAAGUACUGCACUUUGCUGAGGUCACUUGAGUGAGUAUGAUCGCACGCUUCACGAUCAUGGUCCCUGACGUGUGGAGCUGCAUCAUGUUAUUUCCUAUGGUCAGUGUAUCCCCCUGUAACCCAGAGAAAUGACCUCUAACAGUAUCCUCUCUUCCCCGUCUCUAUUUCUUUCUUUCUUUUUUUUUCUUUUUACCUGCACUAAUCUAUAGCUAGGUCGAUCCAAGCAAUAUGCUGAAGGUCCUUCACAUGAUUGCCUUCACUGAUGCCACUCUCUCAGACCAUUGUAGAGUCAAGGGAAGGUGAGAAGCUACAGGAUGCCACAAAAGAAGAGCUGUCUUUGCCUCAGGAAGCACGAGCUGGUUGCGAUCACAGAAUAGGGCUUUAUGUGCACGUCAAUAACCAUCAGACAAUGUAUGUUGCAAUAGAGCGAUGUCAGGUUAGCCAUGAAAGUGUAUGUAUCUACUCUACAAAAAGGAUUAUUGACAUGAUAUAUUAGACAUUGAUUAUCUUUUAGACUGCAGCAGUAGUGGGCCUGACUUGUUCAAAAGAUUUAUCUGGGUUAUUCUUUAUAGAAGAAAUCAAGCCUUAAUAAACUACCCAUUCAGAAAUAACUUUGUCUUGAUCUCAUGUAUUUUUCUGACGGUUUCUUCCAGUGGUGUUAGUUAAAGGAAGGAAGCUGUGCAGGGCGCCUAAAUGUCACCAUUUCAAUUUGUAUUUUUUUACGACUCCGGUGCCCUGAAACAAAGCAGACAUGUUUUCACAGGUCCAAGUGGUCUACAACUGAAGUUGAUGCAAUGCUGAAACAGGAGGAGAAAAAAUCAUAGGGUAUUUUGUUAAAUUCAUCCGAUCACAAAUUGACUCAUUUUUCAAAUUGAUUUUCUAACUUCAGCUUUUACACAUUUUUAUUUUUUGUUUUUGGUUAAUCCACGUCUGUGUCUUGAGAUGUCUUGUGCACGUGCUGUUCUAGUCAGAUCUUUUUUUUUUUUUUCCCCCUUUUCCUUCACAGGAGCUCUCCAUGGUGCUGAUGUCCUGAUUAGAAGGAACAGCUGAGGGGAUGUUGAAAACCACAGAGUGGCACAUUCAGAACAUUACCUGGAAUUGAAGCAUGGAGCAGGACAUGGUGGUUAAGGUUUUCUUAGAGGUAUGAUUCUCAAACGUCAAUCCAUUUUAUCCUACAUAACCGAGAGUGUCUUUCUGGUCAAAUUCGUAACCAGGUAGAUUUUAAAUUCAUCCACUUUGUUGUUUUUUCUCUCCUUUACAAUACACUUGACGAGGUCUGAAGUCGGUACAAGGGCAAUGUACAUUUCCACAUGAAAUAAUCACAAAGAAAAGCAGGAAAACUCGGUGCAGCACAGGCUUUAUUUUUGGUAACAUUUCAACGAAUCCAUCAAACUGAAAAAAGAAAAAACAAAAGAACAAUUUCACAGUAAAAGAAACCAUUUUAAAAAGACUUAAUUUGACCUGGUAUAGGGAAAUGUAUUUAAAAAGGUGUUUCGUUUUCCAAAUAUGUCUCUGAUACAUCUGUCUUAUGUAAAAAAUAUAAUGUCUAUAGCCUAUUUGAACCAGAAUGUUCAGUUUGCUUCUCAAAAAUCCCGUUUUUGGUUUGGUACCGUAAUGGCGCGUUGAAGCUUGUCUUUUAAAUCAUACACCUUUCAGUACAAUCUAAAACAGAUUCCUUGCUAGAUUACGCAUGAGUUAAACGUUCAUAAAAAGCAGUAAGUGCGGAUGAGUUUGGAGUAAAUUUAAGCGUGAAAGGAUGAGGUACCGUGGCCUUCACUUGGCUACAGCUCUACCCAUGCGUUGUCCUAAGGAAGCCUGUAGGUGGCAUUGAAUCACUUAAGUUUCCAUAAGUUGACUUCAUCACACUAAACACUGCAGCCGCCGUCAGUUUGUGUCCCUUUAGGCAGCUCAGCCCUCUGCUGUAGCUCUGACAAACACACACACAGGCCUACAGAAGGUGUGGUGGGCUGGAACUGCUGGCCUAGUUUUUGCAUGUGAAAUAAUUCAUUAAAGACUAUUUUGAAACGAAGCAGAGACUGUAACCCGCUGAAUCUCUGGAACAUUAUGUGAAAAUCGUUGGACUGUCAAAUUUGGACAGUGAGAAAGUAGAAUGACAUCCAUUCAGGCUCCCACGGAUACAUAGCAGCAUGAAUACACUAACAGCAGUAGAUAUUCCCAACAUUUUACGCACCGCUUGGCUGUUUGGGUGUACGGCCCUUGUAUCGGAUGAUGCUUUGAGUUGUGCCGCGUUUUAGUCAAUAAUCCAAAUUUGAAAAUCAAUCAUUUGUAUAUGUUUAUUUGGGUCAGCACCUCAGUUUUCAAAAUAUCUAUCUUCUUUCCAAUCAAUUAAUUGUGAUUUGGUUUUAAGAGGUACGAAUGCGCAUUUGGAGGAAGCAAACCCUCCCGCCUGGUCCUACAUUAGAAAUGAAAGAUUACAAUUUUUAAAAGAGCAUCAAUUUCCAUUAUUCCGGGUCAUUUUCUGGGCUAAACGUAGAAAUAGGGCAUUGACCCCGCUUGGCGAAAAUCCAAUUGUUUUCUGCGUCGUGUUGUGCGCGAGGAUUGUCACGCGGUUUAAAAGAAGUCAGACAAAAACCGCCAUCUAAAACCCGCAUCAAACCAACCUUCUGGAUCCUUCAGGAGAUGUUCACGAUAACUCGCGGUGCCAUCAUUUCGUGCUGUAAUUGCAAAUUAAAGUACGCAUUGCGCUCACCCUGUCAAAGCAUCAUGCACACGCACACACACAAACACAUACACACACACACACAGGCACGCGUUCACAUCCUUGCGCAUGCAUGCACGCACACAUACACACACACUCACGCGCAGGUGAGUGACAGUACAGCAGCCAGCUCCAGCCAGGGGCCUGUUGCGAUACAUUUAGGGUCAAAGCAGUCAAAAGUGGAGCACGUGGCCUGAUGAGACAAUGAGGAGGUAAAAAAUGUGAAGCAUGAUGCUAUGCAGAUUCCUCUCUUGGCAUUCACCGCGUGCCUUAAUUGUAUGGACAUUAAAUCAAGGUCCGCUGUGAACACGCAGAGUGACAACCCUUCGAGAAAGUCUCCCUCUCACCCCCUGCUCACGGGUGCACAAUGAAGCCAAGCCGGCACCUUCUCACCCUGACUGACUCCCACGCGCUCAAAACCUCCAGCAGCUGCCGCCAAGGAGGAUGCAAGACUGCAUGACUGCGAUUUAAGCACAGCUCCCGUUUUCCCGUGCGCGCGCUCGGCCGUACACGCACGAAUACAGUCACACACACAUACACACGAGAACAAAUCUAAAGCCGAUUUUGCAACACACUCAACACACAUGCAUCCAGACAGUCAAAUCUAAAGCCGAUUUAUAGCAUACAGCAGCAAUAACGCACGCGGCCACAUUCCUCCCCUGCGUCUCUAUAGAAAUAUUGAUAUCACUGCGCCACAGCUCAGCUUCAAACCCUGCCAGCACACAGCCCACAGUCAAACGAUGCAAAGCAAAAAAGCUCGCACAUUCUAACCAUCACUACUCACACUCUCCUAGUCUAUUUCUGUGCGUCUUUACGCAUCCCCCAGGCAGAUUACCUCGCAAAGAAUGACAGCUGAGCCUAUCCAAGCUCGUCGCUUUGUCCUGUCUUCAAACCACUCACUUCUUACAACAUCAACCUGACCAAAAGCACAAAAGACAGCAGUGAAAACAAGAAAGAGAGCAACAAUGGCAGCGCGUCACAAGGCUAUUUGUUUGAAGUCAUACAUCCCACUGUGAAGAGUGCUGUAUUCUCCAUUUAACUUGGCUUGAAUGCAGUUCCCCGAUUCGUCCACGAUCAACGCCCUCGGACAAAACGCGCGAUGCUUCCUCUCACUUGUCAUGCAGCACAGAAACUACAGAUGGCUACUUUACAUAUGGCUACUGUAUAACUGGAGGGAAGCGGUUCUUCUAAGCGCCACAGAACUCUCUAGCGUGUCCCUAAAGCUCGUGCAGGCGGACGGCUAAAUCUCUCGUGUUUUAAGUGCGGGAAAAAAAAGGGCUUCUUCGUCUUUAGAAAGGUCCUCUCUUCACCAAGAGUCAGCCGGUUCCUUUUGCUUCGUGUCUUUUUAAUCUGACCCAUUUCAGGCACAAUCCAGCCGUGGAUGCAUGCCCCCCCUUCCCCUCCCCUCCCCUCUUUCGCUCCUCUCUCUCUCUCCCUCUCUCGGGCUGUGUGAUCCACUGUCUCCCGGAUUAGAGCGCCCCUCUCUUCCCAACCUAGACAAUUGCGAGUCUCUGCUGAUUGGGCUUCGGCGCAAGAGGAUUACAUGGGCGCACAAUGACGUCAUGGCCCGGGGCCCAAACCCCCUCCCUCCCUCCCUCCCUCCCCUCUCUCUUCCUCACCUCCCCCCAUUAAAACCAAAUCCUCAUCAGCCCCAAAUGUCCUUGAAACCACCGGUCUGACUUUCUGCAGCGCGUCAUGUAUGCAUGCAUCGGAGCAGACAUACAGUUGGUGAAAAUAUAGUCACAGCCGGUGGUUGACAUUUCCAUAGGAAAGAGCCACAACAACCGGCGGACAGUGUGUGCACCUGAACUGCAGCACCUUGGCGGUUUUUCCCCCUUAGCAGGUGCAUGUCCCGGUACUCACUGAUGCUACCAAGCUGCAGGCAUUUGGAAAGAGAUGGAUAGCUUCAACUGUGAGCUGCACUGUGUGAUCAUUUUGAUCAGACCCAGUUUCUAAGAAAAGGAACAAAUAGAGACAUAAACGUCCGAUAUAUCUUCAUGCUAUCUGGCCUUACAUUUAAAACUAUUUAAGAUGCAAUGACAACCAAAGAGUGGAUGAAAUCUAACCCUGGAAUUUUAGCCCCCUAAUGUGUUAACCAUUGCGCAUAUUCCGGUUGCGCAGAGGCCCACAGAGAGCUAACAUUUCCUGUUAGGAGCCAAUAUUUUUUUGUAAACACUAUAACGGAACCCUAUCCUUCCAGAUGUUUCAGAUUCAUCUCAGAGACUGUCUUUACAGUGCCUUGUAAGGCCUGCAGCCUGAGCUCCCACAUGGCUAAAACCACAUGCUACCCCAACGCUCAACAUCAACAAUUUUGCGUUUUAAAGUCAAGAUACAAAACAGGUCACUUUUAACUAAAUUUGCACAUGUAAAAUAAGCCUAACACUAAGAUUUAAAGUUUGCACAAUUGCUAGCAUUGUAUUGGAGGACAUUUUCUAAACUCUUCAGGCUUACAUCAGUUGUUUUUUAUGAUUAUAGUCUUCCUGUAGGCUUUGAUAGUGGGCCACAAAUAUCUGAGAGCUUGACUUGACAAGUUGUUUGACGUUGUGACCUAUAUUAGAAAAAAUAUACUCAUCAGCUCUUCCAAAAACAUUCCUGUGCUUCUCUUUGGUAAACUCACAAAUCAGGUAUUUUGGUCACUACUUUCAUGUCAAGGAUAGAGACCAAUUCCUUUAAAAAGCAUUCUUAUUUUGACUCAAUAGUGACUAUAUUCACCUGACCUAUUUUUUUCUCUCCCCAUAUUUUGAAUGUUUUGUAUCCACAUGUGCACCUGCAGUUUCAGCUCAUUAUCAAAAUUUCUGCCUCAUAUUUCUCCCCUUAAACAGAAUUGUUUUGAUAACAAUACUAUAAAUCUAUCAUACAUUUUAGCCUUGUUCUAACAAAAAUCCUGAAGCAUAUAUUGAUUUCUGUCCCGGAAGAAAAUGUCAUUGGAUUUUCAAAUGUUUCUACCUCCUUCCGUAGUGUGUCUACCUCCCACUGUUGGCUGAACAAAGAGAGGGAGAGGAGGAACCGUCAGCGCUGUUUAGGAUGAAACCGCUUCUCUUUUACUCCCCAUAACGGAGCCUAUACAAUCGCAAAUGUGCCCUUUUUCACACAAAUGUAAUUAUUAGCUAUUUUAAUGGGCAUACAUUUAGUCUCAUCUCAACCUCCCUCGCAAUCUGCAUCUCAAAACGAGCCCCUGCAUUUACAUUAAGGCAGGUUAAUCACUAAUGCAAGUCAUUUGUUAGCCUUACGGAUUCUCUUUUACGCCAACACGAGGAAUAUGAAAUAACCCAGCCUGCAGAAGUAGAAUCCUCCUCUGUCCGCAUAUCGCCUAUACUGUUAAAUCCACGCUGGCUUGGACUCACAAUCCUUUGUUCAGAGUCUUUCUCUCGUCGUUGAUUCCUCCAUGCACCAUACCAAGGCUCCAUUGCAUCCUCUCUCCAUUUUGUGCAGGCCCUUCAUGUGUUGAGAAAACGCACGCAAACGCAGCAGCAUAACGCCUGUAACACUGAGUGGAAAAACAGCCUCCGUCUCUCCUCCACAUGCACGAGGAAGUUUAGAGAGAUUCCAGAUCGUGAAUUGAAUUGCAGCAGCUUUUUUUUUCUCCCCACAUCUCUCCCCGUGCAGAGCAGAGCGGCCUCCACAUCUUAAGCUGAAUGAAGGGGGAGUUGUCCCUGUGCAUUACAAUGACAUUCAGGCCCCAUUCAUUCAGCCACUGUCUAACGGUCUUUGGACAGCAAAUGCACCCCCAUCGGGGGGUCGCAGCCCCCUCAUUACACCCCCAAUCCUAACACGCAGCCCCCCACAAUAGCCCCAACAAAGGAGAGAAGAGAGUCGGCCCCAGUUGUGCGAGCUGCGGCCCCUGGACUUUUGAGGUACGCUGGGAAAAUACUUCAGUGCGUUUGAAUCACACUAGAGAACGUGCCGCGGUGGAGCUUCAUUUGGAGCUGUCAACUACAGGCGAUCCAAAAUAAAUAUGUGCGUUGUUUAUAAUAACACCAACAGCGGGUAUAACUUGGUUGACUGUUUCAAAACACGGGCGAGAAUCAGGUUAUGCAACACUGUUUAUUUUCAACGCAGUGUGCCAGUGAACGCGCCACAAACGUCCAGUGAGACGCAAAGUUGGCGCAAACAGCUGCGUAAAAUAAGAAGCGAGAGCGCGCGUAAAAAGGCAAGCUGCAGGACCACGCUCUUUCCAGAAUUGUGCAAUAUUUUAUAUAGAUUUAAAAUAAUCAACUAGUACAUUUUGGGCAGGAACACUUUCGAGAUUUAUUGAUGCGAAUGUAGCCUAUAGGGUGUUUAAACCAGUAGGCAUUUGCUAUAGGUUAAUGUGCGCCAUAUAACAACAUAGAGCUACAAUUUGGAGAUAUUAAGAUAUACAGCCUCCAAAAACAGCUGGAAAAAAAUGAAUAUGCUUUAAAAUAAUGUUUAUAUUUUAGAUGCAGUUCUGUGAGCGUGAUGCUGCUCUGAACACACGCAAACACACCAGUUUGGCUCCGCAUGUUCGUCUGUGCGUAAAUCCAACUUUCUGAAUUAAUGGUUCAAAGCCUAAUCGAUCAUAUAAGCUUAGUUACAGACCACUUCCAAAUGUGCCUCAGAUUUUUAAAAAUACUUUAAUAUCAAGGAUAAUAAUAUAUAAAAGUGGUCAAAGUCAUAAAGAUGGUAACAAGUUUUAAUAACUGAAGCACAUAUUCGGCGUAAAAUAGUGGACAGUGUUGGAAACCUGGCUUGGAGAGGCAACUUUCCCAGGGAAAUCAUACCGAUUUCCGAAAUGCUGUUGAAGGCCCGAAUAGGCACAGCUGGGCUUCUGCUUAUGGGCCUAUUCAUGAAGAUGAGGAGGAGGAGGAGGAGGAGGUAGAGGAGAAGGAGGAGGAGGAGGCGAGGUCAGCGCUGCGGCCCGCUGCAGCUCCGCACCAUCAGCUCGUUAUGCAGUCACACACUUUGUAGUUCAUAACAUAAUUCACCUCUAACACAACAAGGAGAGUGGACAAAACGUUUCCACCUGGUGAUUAGAGAUAUUUCUGAUGGGAGUGAUACCUUAAUUUAAAAAUUUCAAACUUCUUGAUGAUACUAAUUUUAUUUCUCAUAUUAAUAUUUUAGAAAACAGAUUUUUAAUAAGUUGUUCCCCCUUUCUUGCUCUUUGUUAAAUAUCAUUUUUUAUCUCUGUGCUCAGUUACUUCCUUUAUUUUUUUUUUAGCUUUAUUCAAAGUCAAACAGACUAAUAUUUCCAAUGAGUGACGGUCUCCAAAAGAAGAAAAAAAAAAACGUGUUGGUGAGCUAUUCUGAGUCGCAGGAAAUUUCCUUCAAAACACUGACUAAAGUUUAUCAAAAAGAAAAGAAACGAAUCUCCGGUGCAUUUUCUUCCUAAAACCUCCCACACUUUUAUACUGGCAGAGCUACUUGUUUUGAGAGGCAUAUAAAGAGGUGUAAUUUUGCAAACAUUUCUUAAGUGCAGAGAGCCAGAAGGACCCUCCAGUAUUGUCCAGGGAGAGAAAGAGAAACACGUUGACAAAGGAAUCCAUUGUUCCCAGUGAA